Homo sapiens (human) is the source of this 16074-nucleotide messenger RNA. It is a transcript of the gene ESR1, whose product is annotated as estrogen receptor 1. The transcript is spliced from 10 exons. Gene Ontology annotation, biological process: intracellular receptor signaling pathway; steroid hormone receptor signaling pathway; estrogen receptor signaling pathway. The record is from RefSeq and is a predicted model, not a curated record. Bases 9979 to 11766 code for a protein of 595 amino acids. Lineage: Eukaryota; Metazoa; Chordata; Mammalia; Primates; Hominidae. Gene Ontology annotation, molecular function: steroid binding; nuclear steroid receptor activity; nuclear receptor activity. Gene Ontology annotation, cellular component: cytoplasm; nucleus; plasma membrane.
AGUCAGAGAAAUAAUCGCAGAGCCUCAAAUAUCUCCAAAAUCUGAUACCAAUCCUUUUGAUUGUGAAUUAUAUUCUGUAGCUACCAAAGAAGGUAAGUUUUUAUUUUUUCUACUCUAUUAACUUUCCCUUGGACAACUGAAUAUUAAGAUGACUAUGUAAGGAGGUUAUCAGACCAAGGCCUCACACAUCAGGAUAAAAGCACAUGCCAUAGAAAGAACAUUUGUGUCUCAAAAGGUGAUACCAAGACAAGGCUGUGGGAUAUAUAUGGGCACAAUGGUUGAUACCUUCAAAGACUUCAUACAUGGUGUGGAGGUUUUUGGAGAUUUUAAUUUAUAAUGACAAUCUUUCCAGUUAGGAGAAUUUUUGGACUGUAAAGUUAGCCAAACAACUUUUCAAUGAUAAUAAAUGUCUAUAUCUUACACAGGGGGAAUACAGUUUUUGUUUGUUUUAGUUUUUUCUCUGUCUAUUCAUAUAGGGGCAUCAUAUGUCUUUAUCAUUAAAAACUGAUUUAGAUAGGCAGUUGUAGAGAAAUUUAAUGUGUGGGAAUUUAAAGUUUUAAAAAGAUGUAGCAAAAUAUAGAUACAUUUAAGACCCACUGCACCAAUGAAAAAGGGAAAUUAAUUAAACUAGAUAACUUUUAUGGGUACUAACCAUUAAAAUUAAAAUUUUAGUCAUUGUAAAUUACAUUACAUUAUAAUAGUUUUCAAUCUAUUGUUAAGUUAAAUAUUUUGGGUAACAAUUGUAUUUCACAGUUGUUCACACUUUGCAUAAUUUUCUAAGGAAAAUGAGUCCCUUAGGGAGAAAAUUGUUCUUAAAUUUUAUUGUUGGAUAAUGUUGCUGUACUAACAUGGUUUACUGAAGUGGAUCUACCAUGGGUGUUUAGGUUUUUGUUCUUUACAAAAUGUAUUGGGUGAAAUUUUCCAUAUCACUGGUGAACUUUUCAUGCUAAUUUUCCAGUCCCUUAGUUUAAAUAUUAUGCAUUUUUUCCUGCAAAUCUAUCUUGAAUCUGAAAAGGCCCCAGAAGGAAUUAGCGUGAGUCCAGAGUAGAUGGACUGCAAAUGUUACACAUAUUUCAAUAUGUAUCCAGCUUUCAAAAAUAGCUUAUUGAAAUCAAGGUUGAACCACAUGAAAUUUUGGGUUUUUUUGGAUGUAAAAAAUGGUUAUAUAUUGGCAUUUUCAUAUCAUCCAAUCUAAUAUCUUCCUCUAGUGAGGUUCUGGCAAAAAAAAAGUAUGAUGACCAGAGUUGUUCACUCUUUUAAGCUUUAUGUUUCAAAAUAUUUUUAAAAUUUAAAACCAUCUAAGUGCAUCCCAAAAAACAUUGGAAAAUUUUGUAGGCUAGUUUUGUUUAACGAUUUUUCUUCUAUAGAUUUAUUUUUAUGCUAUGCCUUACUCUCCAAUUAGAUUUUAGCCAUCCAAGAAAGGUACCUUGUACUUCUAAGCAAUUCUCCCAUCACCUGGACGUUAACUGCAGCCCACACUGCAGUGUCUUGACUGCAGUAGGCACUCAGUAAAUAUUUAUUGAUGGUCCUGAUUAUGGGAUGAUGAAAUAUGCUAAAGGUAACUUAAACUUUUGUCAAUAAAACCGAGUUUCAGGUUAGUUUGACCUUUUCCGUAUCUCUAAAUAUUUUCUUUCAUGUCAUUUUUGUGAAAUAGCUCACGAAAGUACUUAUUGAUUCUGAAAUCCUUUUCCCCUCUGGUAUUCCUGAGCUAUCCUCACUCACACACAGCACACCAGUGCUAUUGUUUGCUGUUUUGUUAAAAUCAUUCUCAUUAAUAUUCCUCAUUCAAUAAAAAUAGUUGAUUCCCACUUAUGCACCAAACUCUAUUCUAAAGACUGCUGUUUAUUUUAUGGAGUCAAUAUCAUCAUUUUGUUUUCCAUUCCACAUAAUAGUUGGAUGCCAAUAUGAAGUGUAUAUUUAUAAAUAAUAUGUGCUUUUAUUUAUUUGUUUAUUUUUAUUUUACUUUAAGUUCUGGGAUUAAUAUGUGCUUUUAACAUUAUUGUUUAAAAAUAACAGGAGAUAUCAUAUCUUAGCACCUUCUAUAUUCUGGGCACUGUUCUAAAUGUAUCAAAGUUAUCAUCUCAUUUAAUCCCUCCACACACCUGAGGGAAGAGAGUAUUAUUCCUUAUUUACAGAUAAGGAAGCUGAGGCUUGGAAGAUUCAUAUAUCUAAGAUCACAAAGCUAGUAAAGCAGCCAAGUUUGAGUCUAAAUCCAGGUUUUAAAUAUCAUAUUGCAUGUGGGCAUAGAUGAGCAAGAACAGGUUUUCCUGAAGAUGGCCAGUCUAAGGCUUAGAAGAAGGAAGCUCGGGGAGCCUAAACCAAGAUAUGCUAAGGCAAGUUUUUUUGCUCGUUUGUUUUUGAGAUGGAGUUUCGAUCUUGUUGCCCAGGCUGGAGUGCAGUAGUGUGAUCUCGGCUCACCGCAACCUCCGCCUCCUGGGUUCAAGUGAUUCUCCUGCCUCAGCCUCCUGAGUAGCUGGGAUUACAGUCAUGUGCCACCAUGCCCAGCUAAUUUUGUAUUUUUAGUAGAGAUGGUGUUUCACUAUGUUAGCCAGGCUGGUGUCAAACUCCUGACCUCAGGUGAUCCGCCCACCUCAGCCUCCCAGAGUGCUGGGAUUACAGGCGUGAGCCACUGUGCCCGGCCUGCUAAGGCAAGUAUUGACCAUUAGAGGAGAUGACUAGUCCCAGUGGCAGGCCUUUCCUACUGGGAGUCAGCCAAGAGCUCCCCACUCUUCUGGUUCCAUUGUUCCUCCUGCAAAGUUCCAUUCAUAAAGUGGUUUCCCAUUUGAUUGUCCAAUGAUGCAAAUCUCCAGUCCUUUUUAGCACUGAGUUUCUCAUAGCCUUUUACCAUUGAGUUUCUCAUGGCUAAUGAAUGCUAAUGAAUUGGCAUUCCGAUUUAUCUAUAGGAUUCCAUGAGUCAGCCUCAUGAAAGAAGGUUCCACUCCCUCACUGUGGGUACCGUCUGGGAAUUAGACCCUUAAUAGGAGUAAUUCAGCAGGCAAUGUCUUCUCUAAUAACACUCCAGUCUCACUGAGAGCUUCUAUUCAAAACAACAAUCUAAAGGUCUACAGUGUGACUUUCAACUAAACUGAAAAAAGAAUAGAAAAUGAAUGUAUGUGAUGUACACAUUCAUUCAAAUGUUUAUCCCUAAAAUUCAUAGCAGAUUAUGACUGAUCAUUAAAGCCAAAUUAAGGGGGCAAAAUGUAUAAAAACAAAAGGAACUCUUAGGCAUAAUAGUCUUUAAAGUAAAACAUUACUACUGACAGUUGCUUGUGUGAAAGAUAUCUUUAUUUAAUAUGGUAAAAAGAACACAGGAAUUGCUAGCACUUACCGUAUGUCCAUUUUAUGUCCACCUUAAAAUAGAUAUGUCUGUAUAGUCAUCAGAUUAGCACUUUAGAAUUCAAUAAUUUCAAAGAAAUCAGAAUGGACAUUCAUUACAUGUGCUUAUCUGGCAGGAGAAUUGAACAAAUCCUUUCUAUAGGAAAAUGUAAAAUUCCUAAUAACUCCACAGGAUUGUAAGACUUGGGCUGGUAACUUCAGUGAAUACAGCAGAGUUUGGGCGAUGGGAAAAGGUACAGUUGUGUUCCUAAACUCUUAACUUUGUGAGGCAGUGACUUUAUUUCUUCUUCAUGAUUUUGCAGUAAGUUCAGUACAGUGGUUAGUUUCAGUAUAGUUCAGUGGCUAAGCUUUUGAGAGGGACAGUUCUAUGUUCUAACUCAACUUCUGCCACUUGUUAGAAAGUGACUCUUGUCAAACUAUUGGCCCUUUCAAACCUCAGUUUCUUCAUCUGCAAAACUUUAUUCAUGGGGUUGUUGUGAGGGUUAAAUGAAAAAUAUGUAAAACUCAUCAAAAUUUUAAGCACAAAAUACCAAGUCUCAGCAGAACACAUACAGUAGGAGUCCAGCCAUUAAAAUUUGAAACAGGCAGAGGCAAAAAUAUUUUGUUUAGAAGUACUUGCAUUUUCUAGCUCUUUGGCUGAGUGGACAACAUUUUGGUGUUCUUUUUCUUAUUGUUAUUUUUUAAAGCAUACGUAUAUGUUAUGUAGACUCUUUUGUAUGUAUAUUUAACUCACAAUAAAUAUUUAUAAAUAGAAAGAAAGAUAUCACAUAUAUGUGCACAUACACUGGUAAGCCCCAAUACACUGCCUCAUUUCUAAAUGACUCUAGCAUUUGUAGGACAGUGCUUUUAAACCUUUCGCACUCACGAGAUACUCUGGGGAGCUUUAAAAUAUAUGCUGAUGCUUGGGCUCCACUUCCACAUAUUCUGAUUUAAUUGAUUAGGGGUUCGGCUCAGGCAUCAGUAUUUGUAAAUAAAAGCUUCCCAGCUGAUUCUAAUGUGAAGUUAAAAUUGACGGAUACUGAUACCGAUAAAAGAGUGAGUGCAAUAGACACAAAACAAAAUAGGAGAUGUGUCUCAACAAUGGUAAGAUUGUUUUAAAAAUUAUAGUACAAUUAAAAAAAUAAUGUAAUGCAAUUAUUUAGAAAAUUCUUACAAUUUUGUAUUUUGAAAGCACCAUGUGGAUAUCAUGGGGAAAACCAGAACUUUGUUGGAUUUCCUUAACAAAGAUUUUGCAGCUUGGUAUCAUUUCCAUUUUGUAGUAUUUUGAUAUCCAGGAGAUGAAAGUGGGAAGUGGACAAUUGCCUAUAAGGCCAUGCUUUGCACCAGGGUGUCCAGAUGAGAGGCAAGUGGAGGGUAAAGUUUAGCCUGCAUUCUGUUCCCUAAGGUACAUCUCCUGGUGAGGGGUGGCUUCUAAUCAGGGGAAGAAGUCCUAUGUCUUGUUUCCUAAUGCACGCACAGGUUCCACAAGCCCUCACUUUGUUCUCAAGAGCAUAGCAUUUAUUUUGGUGCUUAAGACUGCUGAAUGUCACAAAAUAAUUUUUCCCAGCACAAACAAAUAUUCAAAAUAGUUAUGUGCACAGCCUGUUUGAGCACCAAUAAGUUUUGGCUCUGUGGCCUGUUUGGGCACUGACAUGGUUUGGCUCUGUGUCCCUACCCAAAUCUUAUCUUGAAUUGUGAUCCCCACAUGUCCAGGGAGCGACCUGAUGGGAAGUGAUUGGAUCAUGGGUGCAGUUUCUCCCAUGCUGUUCUCAUGACAGAGAGUAAGUUCUCAGGAGAGCUGAUGGUUUAAAAGUCUUUGGCAGUUUCCCUUUCUCUCCCUCUCUCUCCUGCUGCUAUGUAAGACGUGCCUUGUUUCCCCUUUGCCUUCCGCCAUGAUUGUUUUAAGUUUCCUGAGGCCUUCCCAGCCAUGUGGAAAUAUGAGUCAAUUAAACCUCUUUUCUUUAUAAAUUACCAAGUCUCAGGCACCUAAACCAAUUAGAAGGUGUGCCAUUGGCACACAGCAGGGUCCUGGUGUCUCCCCCACCAUCCAGCCACCACUCUGCCAGGUGUGAAUGUAUUAACUAUUGCUGGAGUGAGGUGAAAGGAGGCAGUCCUGCAGAAGGGCCACUGCCACUGGGAUGGCACAGGAGGGCGCUCGAGAGACUCACCUUAGUGACUCUAUCAACUGGUGAAAAUAUUUAGAUAUUUUCACAAUCGAUAUGGCCUUGCUUGUAUAUACAGGGUGAUUAUAAACUCUCUUGCCACUUAUCACAGAAGUCGAAGUUUCAUCAUUUCUUUUCCUGUAUUUGGUUUAUGUGCAACAAUAUAGGUUUAUUUUCCAGUUCUGGAAAAUAAUCAUGGUUAAUACUGACUGAGAACUGAUCAUUUCCUUUCCUCUUUAUACCAACCAAUGGGGCAGGUACCAUUAUUAAAGGGGGAGGAAAUAGAGGUUAAAUAACAUGCCCCCAAUCAGUAGUGGGGAAAUGAAAGAAUCAGGAUUCAAAGCCAGGUUUGUCUGGGUCUUGGGACCAGCUCAGCGUCUGUGCUGUACUGCCCGGGACUCCUGCUGCCAAUUCUUUCUACCUCAUUAUCCCUCAACCCUGCACCAGCAAAUCCACAGGGCGUGAGAUGAAGAGAAGAGAGGACCACAGGCGAGAAAGUGGCAGCAGCAAGAGAAGAUGUACCAUGAGGAAGUUCUGGGAGGUUCUGCCCGUCUUUCUGAGAACAGGGGAGAGACAGAGCUGAGUUACAACUGCACUGCUUCUUAGCUUCUUAGUUUCUCUUCAGAAUUAGUGGCAAAGAAGAGUUUUCGAAGUCUUUAGCAUGUAUUAAACGAAGAAUUUUGUUUAUAAGAAAAAAUUGUGGAUCGUUCCCAUGUUUGUCUGGAAAACUCUUGUUAAACUUUUGUGCAGCUAGUAAAUUAAGUCACUGUUUAUUCUGUGUAGUGGAAAGCAUGCUUAAACUCUAACUCAGGAGACCUGAUUCCAGGAAUAGUUAAGCCUGAGUUCAUUAUAAACCACUUAAGUUAUCUGUGUCAUUAUUCUAGUCUGUUAAAUGGAGGGCUUGAGCUGGUUUCUUGUAAGGUGGGAUUUGGCUAAGUGCUCUUGGAUACAGUUGCUCACCUCUUUGAGCCUCAGCUUUCUUUUUGGUGAUUAUUUAAUCGCAUGUGAUAACAAAUACAGGGUGUUUUGUGUAAUGCCUGGAAUGGCACUGAGAUUGUCUCCACUACAGUAAGGAGGUGGUUUAGAAAUUAGCUAAUUUAUUAAUUAAUGGCCUAUAGAGCUUCAUGUAGGUUGGUACUUCAAAGUCCCAUUCAUAUGGAUCAUGUUCAUAUUUAUAUAUUCAUCACUUUUAUUUCAAAAUCUCUUUUUCUGCUGAGAUCAACUGAGAUUUCUAGAAAGCAGUCCUAUUGUCAGCACUUUGCCCAGUACAUUUAGUAAGAACUUGACUAGCAUUGACUCAAACAGUUCUCUUAGAAGGGCUGGCACCUUUUGUUUCAAUUUUUUUAAACAUUAACUGCCCAUAAUAAUUGAAGCAUGAAUGCACUUUCUUUGGAUUAUGAAACAAAUCAAUCACAGACAUGGGAAUUAGGUGUGUUCUCUUGCUUUGUUCAAUAUCAUGCAUUUUUUUUGUCUGAGCUUUCACUGUGUCCCCAGAACUGUGCUUGGUGCUAACAGUGGCCCCACAGAGUACGGCUUUAUAUUCAAGGAGAUGACAAUCUUGUUGGAGGAAAAACCUUAUACAUAGAACAAUUAAGGAACAAUGCAAGGGAAACACACAUUGCAAGUUUUGAUUGUACCUAUUUUAUGGCUAUGGUAUAAAACAAAGCACCUGUUGUUCCUGAGAGUGAAGGGAUAAGACAAUAACUACAAAAAGGUGAAAUGAGUUAAUUCAAAAGGGAACAUUGAGCAUGUCAUUUUCCUAUUGAAGUGCUAUUAUUUGGUAUCGGCUUCCUUUGGUGGUGUUGGUUUUUGAUUCCCUCUGCCCCGGACUCUGUUGUUUAAAGAUGUUCUUUCUAUGAGGGAUCUUGGAUGCAUUUUAGCAGUGUUUCCACUGCCCUUUGUUUUAUAUUCUUUGAUGCCAUCCCAGGUACAUCACAUUCUUGCUAGAUGAGUAAAGGUAAGCAUACUUAGAAGUCAAAAAGAAAAGGCUGAAGUGGUGACUUAGACUUGAGAAAUUAUAGAUUCCAUGGAGAAAACUGUGUUUAAAUCACAGGACAGGCUGAAAACUCACAUUACCACCUGAUGGAAGUGAACUCUACUUUUAUAGGUUACUAGGAGAAGGUCAGCCUUCUGUAAAAGCAGAUAAACAAGGAUACCAUUACCAGAGUUUCAAGUAAUUUAAAUUAAGAACUGAACAUUGAUACUGAUAUGAUUUCUAGUUUAUUAUCUGUGACAGAACCCAGUAGCUUAUUGAAAAACUAUCAUGGAAGAAAUAACUAAGAAAUAACCAUUUAAAAUAUAUCAGGAUAUAAUGAGGAUGAAGCUUUAGAUAACACAAAAAGGCAAUUUCUCUUUAGGCUGAAAAAUACCAGACACAGAUAUAUCGACAGAGUGACCUGCCAGAAUCCCUACUUUCCAGCCCAUCUGAUAAAGGUCAACGAUUGAACACCCAAACACGUUGAUACACACAGCACCUGCCUGAUGAAAACCGUUAACAGUGUUUUUCUCAGCCCAGAGUGCACUGUUUUCUUAAAGUUUUGAAAACAGUAAUCUAAAUUUCCCUAUUCCAUGAGUAAAGUUCUACUUUUUUCUUUUUCACACUAAACAGCAUUCGAUGUUUUAGCUGAAAGUCAAUUAAGAAAAAUGUAUUGUGUCUGUGUUUUUCUUGCUUUCUUUUAAGCACCUCUAAAAGAACUUGUUCUUCUUCCUGAAUUGAGAACGAGGUAGGAAUGAAAGACUGAAACGGUAACUCUCAUCAUAAUUUUAUUAUUAUGACAAGUUGGGUUUAUGAAGUAUUUUUCCAAUUACUGCCUCCAAUUGUUAAAUAGGUAGAUAACAUGCCAGCUUUAACUGCCAAAAACUUGUAGUCCUUAAAAUAUUUUUUGUAGUAUUACUAUUAGUAUCAUGAACAGAAAUAGCAGUGAUAAAAAUCAAAUCAAGUUUUGUGAACACCAAAAUUCCAUUUGCCUGUGUGUGGAGGGUGGUUUAGGAUUGGUAGAAUUAAUAUUCUUUGCAAACGGCUGCACCUAGCAUGGUCGCCUUGAAGCCCUGGGAGUUCUCUAAUUUUCCUGGCUCGAGAGACUUCCAUUAAACAAGAAAAUGAGGUGGGAAAGGUCAGAGGAUUCACAGGGUAACAGGAACUGGACCUGAACCUGAGCUUCAUGCAGUCCGCAGAUUUUUUAAGUGGUUUGUUUUUUAGAAGUGUUUGUCACGACCUCUAAAUCAUUGUUAAUUUCAUCGUUAAACUGGCCUCAGAGAGAUUUUGUUUUAAAGAGACAAUGCAGUUAGAGGAUCGUGAUCUCUGAACUCAGAAGCCCAGAACUCCAAAGCUGGAAGCCACCAGAUCCUAGCAAGUGAAGCUCUGUCAAUCUGGAGCCGCAGAUUUUGACCACGUGUGCACAGCCUCCCAUCUGGGCAAGCCCUUUUCUCUCCACCACUCCACUCCACAGCUUCUGUUUCUUUUCUUUUCUUUUUUUUUCGCUGAAUUCAUCAUCCCUCCCUUUCCCAUGCCGAGACUUAAAAGGUUUCAAAUACUUCAAAAAUCAAUGAUUUCUAAAUCACCUCAGAUGACUUACAUACAAUGUUUUAUUACAUUUUCCCAGAGCAGAAUGGCAUAUUAAGAAAUGGUUUUAUUUUCAACUAUAUUUUCUCUUAGGAAUAUAGAGACAUUAUCUCAAAUUAUUACCUCGAAGAGACAGAGACAAGAAUUUUGCACCAUUCUAGUUCUCAAAUCAUUUUAGGUAUUUUAUUUCAUUUUGCCUAAAUCUCUUAGACGGUUAUUUCCUCGUAUCACUUAAAAAUUACAUUUUACUUGGGCAGGGCCUAAAGAAUUACAUUGAAAAACUAAGAAAUUAUUGGGAAAAAAUUCCAUUAGCACAACUAUCAUGAUCAGAAGAAAUUGGCUAAUUUCAGUGUCUUUUCUUUGGGCUCUUCAUAGAAAAUUGUUGAAAUGUGUCUUUCAUAAGUAACUGGCAUUCUGAAAUUGAUUUAAAGCUGUAGAGGGGAAGAAAAGCUACAUUGGAAAAAUUAAAUCUUAGGUUUGGAGAUAUUUUAAAAAACUCAACAAGUUCCAUGCCCAGAGGAGUGCAGACACUGACCCUCUUUUUCAGCUAUUAGAGGUGAGGAAAAAAAGUUGUGUGGUUGGUGUGGAGAGAGAGAGACACACGCACUUCCUUUAGCCAUCAUCCUACUAACACCUUCACAGUACAUUUUCUUGCUAAUAAUCCCAACCAUUUCUACAGGGAAAAGUGCAUGUUCCUGUUCUCUGGUAGAAGGGCCACCCAAGGAAUUCAGGUUCCUGGAAGAAGAAAACUAGGAAGGAGUAAGCACAAAGAUCUCUUCACAUUCUCCGGGACUGCGGUACCAAAUAUCAGCACAGCACUUCUUGAAAAAGGAUGUAGAUUUUAAUCUGAACUUUGAACCAUCACUGAGGUGGCCCGCCGGUUUCUGAGCCUUCUGCCCUGCGGGGACACGGUCUGCACCCUGCCCGCGGCCACGGACCAUGACCAUGACCCUCCACACCAAAGCAUCUGGGAUGGCCCUACUGCAUCAGAUCCAAGGGAACGAGCUGGAGCCCCUGAACCGUCCGCAGCUCAAGAUCCCCCUGGAGCGGCCCCUGGGCGAGGUGUACCUGGACAGCAGCAAGCCCGCCGUGUACAACUACCCCGAGGGCGCCGCCUACGAGUUCAACGCCGCGGCCGCCGCCAACGCGCAGGUCUACGGUCAGACCGGCCUCCCCUACGGCCCCGGGUCUGAGGCUGCGGCGUUCGGCUCCAACGGCCUGGGGGGUUUCCCCCCACUCAACAGCGUGUCUCCGAGCCCGCUGAUGCUACUGCACCCGCCGCCGCAGCUGUCGCCUUUCCUGCAGCCCCACGGCCAGCAGGUGCCCUACUACCUGGAGAACGAGCCCAGCGGCUACACGGUGCGCGAGGCCGGCCCGCCGGCAUUCUACAGGCCAAAUUCAGAUAAUCGACGCCAGGGUGGCAGAGAAAGAUUGGCCAGUACCAAUGACAAGGGAAGUAUGGCUAUGGAAUCUGCCAAGGAGACUCGCUACUGUGCAGUGUGCAAUGACUAUGCUUCAGGCUACCAUUAUGGAGUCUGGUCCUGUGAGGGCUGCAAGGCCUUCUUCAAGAGAAGUAUUCAAGGACAUAACGACUAUAUGUGUCCAGCCACCAACCAGUGCACCAUUGAUAAAAACAGGAGGAAGAGCUGCCAGGCCUGCCGGCUCCGUAAAUGCUACGAAGUGGGAAUGAUGAAAGGUGGGAUACGAAAAGACCGAAGAGGAGGGAGAAUGUUGAAACACAAGCGCCAGAGAGAUGAUGGGGAGGGCAGGGGUGAAGUGGGGUCUGCUGGAGACAUGAGAGCUGCCAACCUUUGGCCAAGCCCGCUCAUGAUCAAACGCUCUAAGAAGAACAGCCUGGCCUUGUCCCUGACGGCCGACCAGAUGGUCAGUGCCUUGUUGGAUGCUGAGCCCCCGAUACUCUAUUCCGAGUAUGAUCCUACCAGACCCUUCAGUGAAGCUUCGAUGAUGGGCUUACUGACCAACCUGGCAGACAGGGAGCUGGUUCACAUGAUCAACUGGGCGAAGAGGGUGCCAGGCUUUGUGGAUUUGACCCUCCAUGAUCAGGUCCACCUUCUAGAAUGUGCCUGGCUAGAGAUCCUGAUGAUUGGUCUCGUCUGGCGCUCCAUGGAGCACCCAGGGAAGCUACUGUUUGCUCCUAACUUGCUCUUGGACAGGAACCAGGGAAAAUGUGUAGAGGGCAUGGUGGAGAUCUUCGACAUGCUGCUGGCUACAUCAUCUCGGUUCCGCAUGAUGAAUCUGCAGGGAGAGGAGUUUGUGUGCCUCAAAUCUAUUAUUUUGCUUAAUUCUGGAGUGUACACAUUUCUGUCCAGCACCCUGAAGUCUCUGGAAGAGAAGGACCAUAUCCACCGAGUCCUGGACAAGAUCACAGACACUUUGAUCCACCUGAUGGCCAAGGCAGGCCUGACCCUGCAGCAGCAGCACCAGCGGCUGGCCCAGCUCCUCCUCAUCCUCUCCCACAUCAGGCACAUGAGUAACAAAGGCAUGGAGCAUCUGUACAGCAUGAAGUGCAAGAACGUGGUGCCCCUCUAUGACCUGCUGCUGGAGAUGCUGGACGCCCACCGCCUACAUGCGCCCACUAGCCGUGGAGGGGCAUCCGUGGAGGAGACGGACCAAAGCCACUUGGCCACUGCGGGCUCUACUUCAUCGCAUUCCUUGCAAAAGUAUUACAUCACGGGGGAGGCAGAGGGUUUCCCUGCCACGGUCUGAGAGCUCCCUGGCUCCCACACGGUUCAGAUAAUCCCUGCUGCAUUUUACCCUCAUCAUGCACCACUUUAGCCAAAUUCUGUCUCCUGCAUACACUCCGGCAUGCAUCCAACACCAAUGGCUUUCUAGAUGAGUGGCCAUUCAUUUGCUUGCUCAGUUCUUAGUGGCACAUCUUCUGUCUUCUGUUGGGAACAGCCAAAGGGAUUCCAAGGCUAAAUCUUUGUAACAGCUCUCUUUCCCCCUUGCUAUGUUACUAAGCGUGAGGAUUCCCGUAGCUCUUCACAGCUGAACUCAGUCUAUGGGUUGGGGCUCAGAUAACUCUGUGCAUUUAAGCUACUUGUAGAGACCCAGGCCUGGAGAGUAGACAUUUUGCCUCUGAUAAGCACUUUUUAAAUGGCUCUAAGAAUAAGCCACAGCAAAGAAUUUAAAGUGGCUCCUUUAAUUGGUGACUUGGAGAAAGCUAGGUCAAGGGUUUAUUAUAGCACCCUCUUGUAUUCCUAUGGCAAUGCAUCCUUUUAUGAAAGUGGUACACCUUAAAGCUUUUAUAUGACUGUAGCAGAGUAUCUGGUGAUUGUCAAUUCAUUCCCCCUAUAGGAAUACAAGGGGCACACAGGGAAGGCAGAUCCCCUAGUUGGCAAGACUAUUUUAACUUGAUACACUGCAGAUUCAGAUGUGCUGAAAGCUCUGCCUCUGGCUUUCCGGUCAUGGGUUCCAGUUAAUUCAUGCCUCCCAUGGACCUAUGGAGAGCAGCAAGUUGAUCUUAGUUAAGUCUCCCUAUAUGAGGGAUAAGUUCCUGAUUUUUGUUUUUAUUUUUGUGUUACAAAAGAAAGCCCUCCCUCCCUGAACUUGCAGUAAGGUCAGCUUCAGGACCUGUUCCAGUGGGCACUGUACUUGGAUCUUCCCGGCGUGUGUGUGCCUUACACAGGGGUGAACUGUUCACUGUGGUGAUGCAUGAUGAGGGUAAAUGGUAGUUGAAAGGAGCAGGGGCCCUGGUGUUGCAUUUAGCCCUGGGGCAUGGAGCUGAACAGUACUUGUGCAGGAUUGUUGUGGCUACUAGAGAACAAGAGGGAAAGUAGGGCAGAAACUGGAUACAGUUCUGAGGCACAGCCAGACUUGCUCAGGGUGGCCCUGCCACAGGCUGCAGCUACCUAGGAACAUUCCUUGCAGACCCCGCAUUGCCCUUUGGGGGUGCCCUGGGAUCCCUGGGGUAGUCCAGCUCUUCUUCAUUUCCCAGCGUGGCCCUGGUUGGAAGAAGCAGCUGUCACAGCUGCUGUAGACAGCUGUGUUCCUACAAUUGGCCCAGCACCCUGGGGCACGGGAGAAGGGUGGGGACCGUUGCUGUCACUACUCAGGCUGACUGGGGCCUGGUCAGAUUACGUAUGCCCUUGGUGGUUUAGAGAUAAUCCAAAAUCAGGGUUUGGUUUGGGGAAGAAAAUCCUCCCCCUUCCUCCCCCGCCCCGUUCCCUACCGCCUCCACUCCUGCCAGCUCAUUUCCUUCAAUUUCCUUUGACCUAUAGGCUAAAAAAGAAAGGCUCAUUCCAGCCACAGGGCAGCCUUCCCUGGGCCUUUGCUUCUCUAGCACAAUUAUGGGUUACUUCCUUUUUCUUAACAAAAAAGAAUGUUUGAUUUCCUCUGGGUGACCUUAUUGUCUGUAAUUGAAACCCUAUUGAGAGGUGAUGUCUGUGUUAGCCAAUGACCCAGGUGAGCUGCUCGGGCUUCUCUUGGUAUGUCUUGUUUGGAAAAGUGGAUUUCAUUCAUUUCUGAUUGUCCAGUUAAGUGAUCACCAAAGGACUGAGAAUCUGGGAGGGCAAAAAAAAAAAAAAAGUUUUUAUGUGCACUUAAAUUUGGGGACAAUUUUAUGUAUCUGUGUUAAGGAUAUGUUUAAGAACAUAAUUCUUUUGUUGCUGUUUGUUUAAGAAGCACCUUAGUUUGUUUAAGAAGCACCUUAUAUAGUAUAAUAUAUAUUUUUUUGAAAUUACAUUGCUUGUUUAUCAGACAAUUGAAUGUAGUAAUUCUGUUCUGGAUUUAAUUUGACUGGGUUAACAUGCAAAAACCAAGGAAAAAUAUUUAGUUUUUUUUUUUUUUUUUGUAUACUUUUCAAGCUACCUUGUCAUGUAUACAGUCAUUUAUGCCUAAAGCCUGGUGAUUAUUCAUUUAAAUGAAGAUCACAUUUCAUAUCAACUUUUGUAUCCACAGUAGACAAAAUAGCACUAAUCCAGAUGCCUAUUGUUGGAUACUGAAUGACAGACAAUCUUAUGUAGCAAAGAUUAUGCCUGAAAAGGAAAAUUAUUCAGGGCAGCUAAUUUUGCUUUUACCAAAAUAUCAGUAGUAAUAUUUUUGGACAGUAGCUAAUGGGUCAGUGGGUUCUUUUUAAUGUUUAUACUUAGAUUUUCUUUUAAAAAAAUUAAAAUAAAACAAAAAAAAAUUUCUAGGACUAGACGAUGUAAUACCAGCUAAAGCCAAACAAUUAUACAGUGGAAGGUUUUACAUUAUUCAUCCAAUGUGUUUCUAUUCAUGUUAAGAUACUACUACAUUUGAAGUGGGCAGAGAACAUCAGAUGAUUGAAAUGUUCGCCCAGGGGUCUCCAGCAACUUUGGAAAUCUCUUUGUAUUUUUACUUGAAGUGCCACUAAUGGACAGCAGAUAUUUUCUGGCUGAUGUUGGUAUUGGGUGUAGGAACAUGAUUUAAAAAAAAACUCUUGCCUCUGCUUUCCCCCACUCUGAGGCAAGUUAAAAUGUAAAAGAUGUGAUUUAUCUGGGGGGCUCAGGUAUGGUGGGGAAGUGGAUUCAGGAAUCUGGGGAAUGGCAAAUAUAUUAAGAAGAGUAUUGAAAGUAUUUGGAGGAAAAUGGUUAAUUCUGGGUGUGCACCAGGGUUCAGUAGAGUCCACUUCUGCCCUGGAGACCACAAAUCAACUAGCUCCAUUUACAGCCAUUUCUAAAAUGGCAGCUUCAGUUCUAGAGAAGAAAGAACAACAUCAGCAGUAAAGUCCAUGGAAUAGCUAGUGGUCUGUGUUUCUUUUCGCCAUUGCCUAGCUUGCCGUAAUGAUUCUAUAAUGCCAUCAUGCAGCAAUUAUGAGAGGCUAGGUCAUCCAAAGAGAAGACCCUAUCAAUGUAGGUUGCAAAAUCUAACCCCUAAGGAAGUGCAGUCUUUGAUUUGAUUUCCCUAGUAACCUUGCAGAUAUGUUUAACCAAGCCAUAGCCCAUGCCUUUUGAGGGCUGAACAAAUAAGGGACUUACUGAUAAUUUACUUUUGAUCACAUUAAGGUGUUCUCACCUUGAAAUCUUAUACACUGAAAUGGCCAUUGAUUUAGGCCACUGGCUUAGAGUACUCCUUCCCCUGCAUGACACUGAUUACAAAUACUUUCCUAUUCAUACUUUCCAAUUAUGAGAUGGACUGUGGGUACUGGGAGUGAUCACUAACACCAUAGUAAUGUCUAAUAUUCACAGGCAGAUCUGCUUGGGGAAGCUAGUUAUGUGAAAGGCAAAUAGAGUCAUACAGUAGCUCAAAAGGCAACCAUAAUUCUCUUUGGUGCAGGUCUUGGGAGCGUGAUCUAGAUUACACUGCACCAUUCCCAAGUUAAUCCCCUGAAAACUUACUCUCAACUGGAGCAAAUGAACUUUGGUCCCAAAUAUCCAUCUUUUCAGUAGCGUUAAUUAUGCUCUGUUUCCAACUGCAUUUCCUUUCCAAUUGAAUUAAAGUGUGGCCUCGUUUUUAGUCAUUUAAAAUUGUUUUCUAAGUAAUUGCUGCCUCUAUUAUGGCACUUCAAUUUUGCACUGUCUUUUGAGAUUCAAGAAAAAUUUCUAUUCUUUUUUUUGCAUCCAAUUGUGCCUGAACUUUUAAAAUAUGUAAAUGCUGCCAUGUUCCAAACCCAUCGUCAGUGUGUGUGUUUAGAGCUGUGCACCCUAGAAACAACAUAUUGUCCCAUGAGCAGGUGCCUGAGACACAGACCCCUUUGCAUUCACAGAGAGGUCAUUGGUUAUAGAGACUUGAAUUAAUAAGUGACAUUAUGCCAGUUUCUGUUCUCUCACAGGUGAUAAACAAUGCUUUUUGUGCACUACAUACUCUUCAGUGUAGAGCUCUUGUUUUAUGGGAAAAGGCUCAAAUGCCAAAUUGUGUUUGAUGGAUUAAUAUGCCCUUUUGCCGAUGCAUACUAUUACUGAUGUGACUCGGUUUUGUCGCAGCUUUGCUUUGUUUAAUGAAACACACUUGUAAACCUCUUUUGCACUUUGAAAAAGAAUCCAGCGGGAUGCUCGAGCACCUGUAAACAAUUUUCUCAACCUAUUUGAUGUUCAAAUAAAGAAUUAAACUAAA